AUGGUCUGGGGGUGGGAAGACAGAUGGCCCUGGAACCAUCCUCAUGUGACCACCAUCAACUUCAGGAUCAGGAGCUUCCAGCUGCAGCCCCUGGACAAGGGCAGUGUCCUGCUGGAUCACCUGCCAUAAAAGUCCAAGCUUUGAAGAGAAACUCGAGACGUAUCACCGUGGAAUAAUAAUUUUGAAAAUGCUGUGUGCAGAAAUGAACAGAAAGAUUGUUUAGAAUACAGAAUGAGGAGGCAACUGAUGGCACAAGAACCCCUGGAGAGGGGAUUCACAGAUGUGAGACAUGGCAAGUAAGAGGCAAAAAAAUAA
Molecule: messenger RNA, 315 nt
Organism: Oryctolagus cuniculus (rabbit)
Lineage: Eukaryota; Metazoa; Chordata; Mammalia; Lagomorpha; Leporidae
Source: RefSeq, a predicted model, not a curated record